Molecule: messenger RNA, 1356 nt
Organism: Lagopus leucura (white-tailed ptarmigan)
Lineage: Eukaryota; Metazoa; Chordata; Aves; Galliformes; Phasianidae
Product: keratin-associated protein 10-8-like
Exons: 2
Source: RefSeq, a predicted model, not a curated record
AUGGCGACGGAGGAAUGUCAGCGCACGCUGCGCAGCCUGGAGACGCAUUACCAGCAGUUCCUGCAGCACAGCGCCGAUGCGCGCUGCUUCCAGCCCGACGACCGCAUGCAGCUGCAGCGCGACUACAGCGCCUGCACGCAGAAAUACGAGCUGCUGCUGCGCGCGCAGGAGAAAGUGCUGCAACCCCCCCACAGCACCCCCAUGCGAUGCUGCAGUGCUGCAACCCCCCCACAGCAUCCCCCCGCGGUGCUGCAGUGUUGCACCCCUACCCCAUGUGAUCCACACGUUCCAGUGCUGCAAUGCUGCACCCCCACCACCACAGCUCCCACCCCAUGCAGUGCUGCAAUGCUGCACCCCCACCACCACAGCUCAUACCCCAUGCAGUGCUGCAAUGCUGCACCCCCCCACCACAGCUCCCACCCCAUGCAGUGCUGCAAUGUUGCAUCCCCACCACCACAGCUCCCACCCAUUGCAGUGCUGCAAUGCUGCACCCCCACCACCACAGCUCCCACCCCAUGCAGUGCUGCAAUGCUGCACCCCCACCACCACAGCUCCCACCCCAUGCAGUGCUGCAAUGCUGCACCCCCACCACCACAGCUCCCACCCCAUGCAGUGCUGCAAUGCUGCACCCCCACCACCACAGCUCCCACCAAUUGCAGUGCUGCAAUGCUGCAUCCCCACCACCACAGCUCCCACCCGUUGCAGUGCUGCAAUGCUGCAUCCCCACCACCACAGCUCCCCCGCCAUGCAGUGCUGCAAUGCUGCACCCCCACCACCACAGCUCACACCCCGUGCAGUGCUGCAUCCCCACCCUGCUUCACACACCCAUUGCAGUGCUGCAAUGCUGCACCCCCACCACCACAGCUCCCACCCGUUGCAGUGCUGCAAUGCUUCACCCCCACCACCACAGCUCCCACGCCAUGCAGUGCUGCAAUGCUGCACCCCCACCACCACAGCUCCCACCCCAUGCAGUGCUGCAUCCCCACCCUGCUUCACACACCCGUGGUGGGGCUGCAGUGCUGCAUCUCCCCGCUGAGCCGCGCUGCAUCCCAGUCUGCUGCGCCCACUCAGUGCAGUGCUGCAGUGUUGCGGUGCCACAGCACUGUUUGUCCACUCAGCUGCGCUGCAUCCCCAUCUGCAGCACCUUCCCUGUGCAGUGCUGCACUCCUAUCUCAUAGAAAACCACUCAGUGCAGCGCUGCAACGCUGCAUCCACCUGCUCGGCAGCGCCGCAUCCCAAUCUGCAGCAUCCACCUACUGCAGCGCUGCAUUCUCACCCAGCUGCACCAGCUCAGUGCAGUGCUGCAGUGCCACAGCCUCACCCAGCUGCACCAGCUCAGUGCAGUGCUGCAGCGCU